Messenger RNA from Clarias gariepinus (North African catfish), 1145 nucleotides. RefSeq names its product inhibitor of DNA binding 3 (gene id3). Bases 82 to 432 code for a protein of 116 amino acids. Gene Ontology annotation, cellular component: nucleus; cytoplasm. Gene Ontology annotation, biological process: cell differentiation; circadian regulation of gene expression; negative regulation of transcription by RNA polymerase II. Gene Ontology annotation, molecular function: protein dimerization activity; transcription regulator activity. NCBI's taxonomy places the organism in Eukaryota, Metazoa, Chordata, Actinopteri, Siluriformes, Clariidae. The transcript has 3 exons. The record is from RefSeq and is a predicted model, not a curated record.
ACGCGCUGGAGCUGCUGUUGGUGCGCUCGUGGAUAUCGCCGUCUGUACGUACACGCCGCUUGGAUUUACGCAAAAGAGAAGAUGAAGGCCAUCAGUCCUGUUCGCUCGGUGAGGAGCUGCUACGAGGCUGUGUGCUGUAUUUCGGAGCAGAGUUUGUCCAUCGGCAGGAGCCGGAGUCCGAGCGAGGAGCCGGUUGGCACGCUGAACGACAUGAACGACUGCUACUCCAGGCUGAAGGAGCUGGUCCCGAGCAUCCCGCAGAACAAGUCCGUCAGCCAGAUCGAGAUCUUGCAGCACGUCAUUGAUUACAUCUUCGAUCUCCAGAUCGCGCUGGAAAGCCCUUCAGGAGCUCCGGACAUGCUCAAGGCACUGAAGAGCUCAGAGAUCACGCACAGUCUGGCCAAAGAAAGUGAUGGAGCUCUGUGCCAUUAGAAAAGCGCGCACCAGGAGGUGUUCCAUUAUGGGUGCAGGAUAGAAACUUCUCCACUCAUGGACAAGAAAGAGGGAGUGAAGGGGCUGAACGAACACACACACAGACACAAGGAGUGCGGGCUAUUCAGAGUGUGGGAAAAGAACCUGCACCCCACUUGAACCAUGCAGUCUUUGGUCACUGGACACUUGAACACACCAAAGCUGGAGAUUUCUGAAGUUCGGAUGGAAAGCGCUCUUAUUUUUUUUCUUCUUUUUAAUACAAUCUUUUUUUUUUUCUUGUGAUGCUACAAUCAGGCAUUGUGUAUUGCUGACUGGGAACAUUCCAAGCUAUUAGGAUGACACACACGUAACAUUCCUGAGUUAUUCUGAUUUUCUUUUUGUCUCUCCAGAAAGAACGCUGCAGUGUUUUACAGUAGUUUCCAAUCGAUUUGGUUACAGAGGUCAAAUUAUCUUUAUUUUAAUUCCAUGUAAAUAUUCUUUUUUUUUUUUUUUUUUUUUUCCCCUUAUGAGUUGGGUGUGUAUGAAUGAUAGACAGAUUAUAAUGUGAACUCUAUAAAUAUAGAGUGAAUUGUAAAUGUUUGUGGGGAUUCUACAUUUCUGCAAACGGAAUAUAUGUAUCUGCUGAGUUUUAUAAACUCUUUAUAAUUUUUUAAUUUUUUUUGUAUACAUUCACCUUUUUUGCAUAAUGAAAUAAAUCACUUGGAAAAAACGAG